Messenger RNA from Anolis carolinensis (green anole), 853 nucleotides. RefSeq names its product histone H1. The coding region runs from base 85 to 774 and encodes 229 amino acids. Gene Ontology annotation, molecular function: DNA binding; structural constituent of chromatin. Gene Ontology annotation, biological process: nucleosome assembly. Gene Ontology annotation, cellular component: nucleosome. Lineage: Eukaryota; Metazoa; Chordata; Lepidosauria; Squamata; Anolidae. The transcript has a single exon. The record is from RefSeq and is a predicted model, not a curated record.
UUUCAGCUUCGGCGACGCGAGCUUCGAAGGAAGAAGAAGAAGAAAGAAGGUGUUUUGUAAACUUUUCGGCGCUGAAGUGACAAGAUGACUGAAGAGGUUCCAGCCGCGCCGGUAGCCGCGCUCCCAGCCGUCAAGGCCCCCGCGAAGAAGGCGAAGAAAGCGGCAGGAGGCGCUGCCAAGGCUCGGAAGCCUGCUGGCCCCAGCGUGACGGAGCUGCUGACCCAGGCCGUGUCGGCCUCCAAGGAGCGCGGCGGGGUCUCCCUAGCCGCCCUCAAGAAGUCCUUGGCGGCCGCCGGUUACGAUGUGGAGAAGAACAACAGCCGCAUCAAGCUGGGCCUCAAGAGCCUGGUGACGAAGGGGACCCUGGUCCAGACCAAAGGCACCGGCGCUUCAGGCUCCUUCAAGCUCAACAAGAAGCAGGCCUCCGAGGGCAAGGAGAAGAAGGCUGCCCCCAAGAAGAAGCCCGCCUCCGCCGCUUCCAAAGCCAAAAAGCCCGCCGCCAAGAAGCCCGCCAGCGCGGCCAAGAAGGUGAAGAAGGCGGUGGGCGCCGCGGCCGGGGCCAAGAAGAGCGUCAAGAAGGUGACCAAGAAGGCGGUCUCCGGAGCCAAGAAAGCGGCCGCCAAGAGCCCCAAGAAGCCCAAGGCGGCCGCCGCCAAAGCCCGGAAGCCGGCCAAGAGCCCCGCCAAGGCCAAGGCGGCCAAGCCCAAAGCCAAGCCCAAGACCCCCAAAGCCAAGGUGGGCAAGGCCAAGAAGGCGGCGCCCAGGAAGAAGUAAAGAGCGGAGGCGGCGGCGGCGGCGAAGAAGCGGAGCGGUUCGUCCUUUACACCCCAAAGGCUCUUUUAAGAGCCACCCA